AUGCCACACUCUUCCGACCUCGUCGCAGAGCCCGUACCCAUAUCACUGGUCGCGGGUCGCUAUUUGCUAUAUGAUAUUGAUGUGGUAACUUACCUUCGCAGGACACACAACAUCUGCGGCGUAUUGAUUGGUGGUAUUCCCCAAGCGCCACAGCAGAAUGUUUUCCAAGGCUUGCCAUUAGAGCUCCUGCCUGAGGAAGCAAAAUUGCUUGUAGACCAAAAUAUUGGAUACGUUGUGGAUGAUGCUGCUUGGCAUGAAAAUCACUACACGACACUGCACGGUAAAGAUAGGCAAAACUACUUGGAGUCUUUGAGGGCACAAGGUCUAAAGGCGAGCCAAGCCUUGAACGCCGUGGCGCGACAGAAACAAGAGAAAGCCCUUGCCAGGCAAGCAAUUGUAAGAGCUACAAAGUCUGCAGAUUCCGAGAGGGAAGAAAUUGGCGGCGCAUCUCCAUCCAAGGAUACAGAUAAGAUGACCCCGACAGAAGCUGAGAACCCCAGCUCUCGACCUAUCUCGCCUGCUCCAUCUGAUGUCUCCAAGUUCUCUUCGAGAGCGUGGGACGCCUCGAAGCCCUUGGCCAUGACACCUUCUACUUCCUAUAAUUCAUCGUCUCUGCCAAGGAAUCCUAAUCCACCACCCGUGCCCAUUGCUCCCGCAUCAUAUCCUCUUUUCGCUCAUUUACAUGCUCGCAAAUACUUCAUGAUGCCGGGUCUCAGGUUUGGUUGUAAUUACAACGUUUAUCCUGGAGACCCGUUGCGAUUUCAUAGCCAUUUUCUUGCUACAAGUUAUGGCUGGAAUGAAGAAAUUGCCAUGCUCGAUCUCGUAGGUGGCGGGCGAUUGGGGACUGGUGUUAAAAAAGGAUUUCUUAUUGGUGGGGAGGAUGUUGAAUCAGAAGGCGAAGGCGAUCUAGUCCGGACCUUCGUUCUUGAAUGGGCUGGUAUGUAG
Messenger RNA from Glarea lozoyensis ATCC 20868, 945 nucleotides. RefSeq names its product tRNA-intron endonuclease catalytic. Lineage: Eukaryota; Fungi; Ascomycota; Leotiomycetes; Helotiales; Helotiaceae. Gene Ontology annotation, biological process: tRNA splicing, via endonucleolytic cleavage and ligation; tRNA-type intron splice site recognition and cleavage. Gene Ontology annotation, molecular function: tRNA-intron lyase activity; nucleic acid binding. The coding region runs from base 1 to 945 and encodes 314 amino acids. The record is from RefSeq and is a predicted model, not a curated record. The transcript has a single exon. Gene Ontology annotation, cellular component: tRNA-intron endonuclease complex.